Molecule: messenger RNA, 285 nt
Organism: Cicer arietinum (chickpea)
Lineage: Eukaryota; Viridiplantae; Streptophyta; Magnoliopsida; Fabales; Fabaceae
Source: RefSeq, a predicted model, not a curated record
AUGAAGAUCCCAGAAAAGCUACUCAAGUUAAGAUACCAUUUCCUAGCAACACUAAUGCUAUGUGUAACCCUCUUUUGUGUCAUAGUCUUUGCCCCUAAAUUGUUGACCCUUUUUACCUAUUUUUGGCCACUUUUUGUCUCCACCGCACUUGUUCUUGCCCUUGUUUUCAUUUUUGCAAAGACUUCACCUUUACCACAAACUGAAGCUUCAAUUCAUAAGGGUCUUCUUGAUUAUGUUGCUGGUGACCAUGAUUCGCCGUUGGAUCUUCACAACAAGUUCGAUUAG